AUGACCACAGAAAUAUUUCCAAGUCCACUCUCUCCUACUACUCUUAGACGCGCAGAGACAGAGACGACCAAGGUGAUAAACCUUCCAAAGACGAUUUCAGAUCUGAACAUUUACUAUGCCAAUAGUCAAGGAAAAGUAAUCAUCGAUCCACUCGAGGCUGAAGCCGAGUUAGCUCAAAAGUUAAAAUUGGACAAAACUGGAAGAAUCAUUCUCUGGCCUCAACCCUCUCAUUCACCUGACGAUCCUCAAAACUGGAGUUCGCAUAAAAAACUCGUUCAUCUUAUCAUUCUCACAAUGGCUUCUUUUGUUCCUGACUUUUGUAGUGCAAUUGGUAUUGCAAGUCUUUUCAGUUUGGCAAAAGAGUUUGAUACCACACCUGGCGAAAUCAAUAACUUGACUUCAAAAAUCAAGGAGACUCUGAUUUGUUUCAUUUCUGGAUCAAUCAGUUGGUCUAUUUUCUUACUAGGUCCUGGUGGAAUCCUUGCUGUGAUUUUUGUUAAGCGUUAUGGAAGGCUUCCGGUUCUGUUUUGGUCACAAUUGAUCGGUCUUGGUUUUUUGAUUGGAUGUGCAGCAGCACCCACACUUCCCAUAUUUGCUGCGAUGAGAUGUUUGAAUGCUUUCUUCUCAACUGCUCCUCAAGUCAUGGGCUUGUAUGUCGUGAAUGACCUCUAUCCAUUCCAUUUGCAGGCUCGUAUGGUUCCUAAUUAUACAAUGUCGAUUCACAGGGCUAUUUGGGUAUCUGGUAUCCAAAAUUCAUCCAUGUACGUGGGCAUAGUGGUCAUUUUGAUAGCACUCUUCAUGGAGGAAACUAUCUACGAUCGAUUUUCGGAAGACCAACCAGUGCCAGGACGAAGCUUCAAAGCACGAUUUGAGUCUUUAAUCGGUAUCACCGGUUUUCGAACCGCUGGUGAUCGAGACACCUGGAGACAGGCUAUAACUCCGAUGAUCCAAUUGCUUGCAAGACCACAUUUGAUGGGGAUCCUGAUCUAUCUGGGUGCAGUUUUUGGAUUUGGAAUUGGAAUCAACGUUACCAACGUUGUCUUUGUUCUCUCCCCGCCACCAUUCGGAUUCGGAUUAACUACGAUCGCAGCAUCUUCUCUCUACGCGACUCCAGUAAUAGCAGUAUUUAUUGGAGAAAUUAUGGGACGUUACAUAAAUGAUGCGAUUGCUAAACGUCUCACACAUCGAAACUCUGGUGUAUUUGAACCGGAAAUGCGAUUAUGGACACUUUAUAUUGGAUUACCAUUGUAUGUUGGAGGUCUGGUACUACUUGGAGCCGCUUUUCAAGAAAAAUUGAGCGUUGCUGCUAUAGUAUUCGGAUGGGGAUUAGCAGAGGUAGCUACGAUGGUGACCACAGUGGCAUGUUCGGCUUUGUCAUAUUCGACAGUGAACUACACAAACAACACGUUCCCAUUUCCUGGAGAAAUCUCUGCUUUGUUGAAUCAAAGUCGAGUUCUAGGUGGCUUUGCGGUCCCAUUUUUUCAAGUCAAAUGGGCUAGCUCACGAGGUGCCUUGGAGACAUUCGGAUGCGAAGCUGCAAUUGAUGUCGAAUUAAUCUGGGACAAAAAGGAUCACUACCGGUAUAUUCUUGUUAGUUGUUCCGGUUCUUCAAAUAAAGGGGCCACAAUUAAGGAAUUUAUAGCCUCUGUCUAA
Molecule: messenger RNA, 1653 nt
Organism: Melampsora larici-populina 98AG31
Lineage: Eukaryota; Fungi; Basidiomycota; Pucciniomycetes; Pucciniales; Melampsoraceae
Exons: 20
Coding region: 1-1653 (550 amino acids)
Biological process (GO): transmembrane transport
Molecular function (GO): transmembrane transporter activity
Source: RefSeq, a predicted model, not a curated record